Messenger RNA from Brassica rapa (field mustard), 2281 nucleotides. RefSeq names its product sterol 3-beta-glucosyltransferase. Lineage: Eukaryota; Viridiplantae; Streptophyta; Magnoliopsida; Brassicales; Brassicaceae. Gene Ontology annotation, molecular function: UDP-glycosyltransferase activity. The record is from RefSeq and is a predicted model, not a curated record.
AUAACUGAACGAACCGAAUACUUUUAUUGGUAGAGUUUUCAUGAACCAAACUAACCAAAUACCAAAUCAAAUCAACUUUUUUGUUCGGUUCAAUUAGACAAUUUUUUGUUAACCAAACUAACCGAAAACCCAAAUAACCCGAACCGAACUAACCAUUAUAACCGAACCAUAUGAACCGUCUUUAAAACGCGAUUUGAAUUUCACCAAAACACCAAUCGAAUUCGAAGGUCGCAAACGCGUUUCACUGGUGAUCGCAGUCUAUUAGCUGCGGUGACUCACUCUCUUCCCCCUUCAUCGGCACCAUGGAGGAACCAGAGAGCAGGAGAGAACCAAUAGCUCUCUUCAUGGCUUUCGGCACCAAAGGAGAUGUCUACCCUCUCGCUGCCAUUGCAGCAGCUUUGGCUCGUGAUCAGCCUAACUACUCUGUGUUCUUGAUUUCACAUUUAGCUCAUGAGAACCUAAGCUCACACUUGUUCAAAGCAAACGUUUCUUAUGUUCCUGUCUCUUCUCCUCCUGCUCAGUCUAGUGAAGCUCUGGGUACUCAGGAAGCUACAGACUCAACAAGGAAACUCUUUUUGGAGGAGAAGGAAAGGAUCAAAAGGGAACACAGACAAGAGUGUUGUUCUGCAUUUGAAACCAUCUUUGGAGAGGGUUCUUGUAUGGAUGGUGAUCUCGUUGUCAUAAAUUUCUUUGCUUUGGAAGGAUGGAGCCUGGCAGAGCUUUAUCAGAUCCGUUGUGUGGUGGCUGCUCCUUAUGUUGUUCCGUAUAGUCCACCAUCAGGGUUUGAAAGACAGUUCAGGAAGGAACUUCCGGAGCUGUACAAGUACUUGAAAGAAGCCCCCAUCGGCAAGGUUAGCUGGAGUGAUGUAACUCAUUGGAUGUGGCCUCUUUUUACUGAAGAAUGGGGAUCUUGGCGAUCUGAGGAACUCAACCUAAGCUGUUACCCUUUUGCAGAUCCGGUAACAGACCUUCCAAUUUGGCAUAUCCGGCCACCAUCUCCACUAGUCUUGUAUGGUUUCAGCAAAGAAAUUGUAGAAUGCCCUGAUUACUGGCCACUGAGUGUUAGAGUGUGUGGCUUUUGGUUUAUACCCAACGAGUGGCAGUUCUCGUGCAACAAGUGUGGAGACAACCCCUCUGCAGGGCCGCUGGGUACAGACGAUUCCCAUACAACAUGCUCAAACCACACUGAGCUGUAUUCUUUUGUAUCGUCUUUAGAGCCAGCUCUUCCUAUUUUUGUAGGGUUGAGUUCCAUUGGAAGCAUGGGUUUUAUGAAGAAUCCCCUGGCUUUUUUUCGGAUUCUCGAGUCUGUUACCCAGAUUACAGGCUACAGAUUCAUCCUUCUCACAGCGGGUUAUGAACCUCUAGAAGCAGCAAUUCACACCAUUGCUAAUAAACCGGCUUCAAAAAGAUCUUUACAGGAAGGAGUCUCUAUCUUCAACGGCAAGCUUUUCUGCUUCUCUGGUCAGGUGCCAUACAACUGGCUGUUUAGAAGAUGUGCUGCUGCAAUUCAUCAUGGUGGCAGUGGCUCCACAGCUGCAGCAUUACAUGCUGGAAUCCCACAGAUUAUAUGCCCAUUUAUGAUGGAUCAGUUCUAUUGGGCGGAGAAGAUGACUUGGCUUGGGGUUGCUCCACAGCCAUUGAAAAGGAACCACUUGCUACCGGAGGAAUCAAAUGAUGAGAGCACCAUGGAAGCUGCACAAGUGGUAGCAAAAGCCGUAUACGAUGCACUGUCUGCAGAAACUAGAGCUAGUGCCAUGGAAAUCGCUGAAUUACUAUCUCGUGAGGAUGGAGUCUCAGAAGCUGUGAGAGUGCUUAGGGAAGAGGUGUGUGAAGUUUCAGGCAGCAACCAAACGUAGUCACAGACACCGCCAAGCUUAUAUCAAAGUGAUGGUGAUCAAUGCGUUAUCAACAAGAAGAGCACUCAAAAGGAAUCUUAUCAAGCUCUAUCAACAAGAAGAGCACUCAAAAGGAAUCUUAUCAAGCUCAACAAUCGACUAAGAUAAAUUCUAACUGUUAGUUUCUGCUUAGCUUAGCUUCUUCAGUCUAAAACCUCUUCAGAUCCCGUGAAAGAACAACAGUGUAAGUUGUGUUGUUCAUUUUGAGGCACAUUCGAAAAGUUUUGUGGCCAGAGAGAAGUGGAAGGGAUCACAAAAGUCUUGCAAGUGCUUUUGGAAGAAAAGAUCAUUUUAUUUUUAGUUGUGUUGAUACUCUGAUUAGAUCUCAAAAUUGUAUUUUACUUUCUCAGUGUUUCUAAUAAAAUAGCCACAUCUUUUAUAUCCUA